AUCUGUUAAAGCCCAAAGGUGUGCUUCGGUGACAUCACCUCCAGAGAGAGGUCCUGGUGCAGAGGAGCCCUCUCGGGUUCGCUGCCAGAAGAUGACUGUGCAAAGCUUGCAGGCGAGGAGAAAAUGAAGCAAGUAAUUGGGUUGUGCCAAGGAAUAAGCCAAGAAAAAGCUUUUUUUUAUCCUAGCAUGGCAAAUGAAGAAGAUGAUCCAAUUAUACAAGAGAUUGACGUGUUCCUGGCCAGAAGUCUACUGGAGAAGCUCUAUCUGUUUCAGUAUCCCAUUCGCCCAGCUUCCAUGACCUACGAUGAUGUUACACAUUUGUCAGCGAAGAUAAAACCAAAGCAGCAAAAGGUUGAACUGGAAAUGGCCAUUGAUACUUUGAAUCCUAACUAUUGUCGCAGCAAGGGAGAGCAGAUCGCUCUCAACGUGGAUGGCACAUGUACAGAUGAAACAAGCACCUAUUCCUCGAAGCUUAUGGACAAGCAAACUUUCUGCUCUUCCCAAGCUGCCAGUAAUGUUUCCCGCUAUGCAGCUGCUGUUUAUAAAAAAGGUGAACUUCACUUGACUCCACUACAUGGAAUUCUUCAGCUGAGGCCAAGUUUCACCUACUUGGACAAGGCUGAUGCAAAACACCGAGAAAGAGAAGCUGCUAAUGAAGGUGGUGAUUCAUCCCAGGAUGAAGCUGAAGAUGAUGUUAAGCAAAUUACUGUGCGAUUCUCCCGCCCUGAGACUGAGCAAGCUCGGCAGCGACGUGUUCAGUCCUAUGAGUUCCUGCAGAAGAGGCAGGCAGAGGAGCACUGGGUUCACCUGCAUUAUUAUGGCUUGAAGGACAGCCGCUCUGAACACGAGCGCCAGUAUUUAUUUAGUCAAGGUCAUGGCCUUGCUGAAAACACAGAAUUAAUUAAAUCUCCCAGUGAAUAUUUAAUGAUGCUGAUGCCUCCAAGCGUAGAGGAAGAGAAUGAGAAACCAAUGGCUCCAAGCAAUGUGCUUUCUAUGGCCCAGCUGAGAACUUUACCCCUCGCUGAUCAGAUCAAGAUCCUGAUGAAGAAUGUGAAGGUGAUGCCGUUCGCCAACCUGCUGGGUCUGCUGGGCUCGGGCACCGACCCCACGGCCGUGCUGCGCUGCGUGCAGCAGGUGGCGCUGCUGGUCCAGGGAAACUGGGUGGUGAAGAGUGAUGUUCUCUAUCCGAAAGAUACUUCUAGUCCCCAUAGUGGAGUUCCUGCAGAAGUGCUCUGUAGAGGGAGAGAUUUUGUUAUGUGGAAGUUCACACAGGACCGCUGGGUUGUGAGAAAGGAAGUAGCAGCAGUUACAAAACUCUGUCCAGAAGAUGUGAAAGACUUCCUAGAGCACAUGUCUGUGGCCAGGAUAAACAAAGGCUGGGAGUUCAUGCUCCCUUACGACGAAGAUUUUGUUAAGAAGCAUCCAGAUAUAGUUCAGAGGCAACAGAUGCUGUGGAUGGGCAUUCAGGCCAAAUUAGAAAAGGUCUAUAAUCUCUUAAAGGAGCACUUGACACCAAAGAAACAAGAGGCACAAUCAGCUCAUCCGUUGCUGGUUUCUGGGGAGCAAAGGGUCAACAUGGCUAAAGCAAAAGUCAAGCAGAACUAUGGGCAGCUGGAGAAGGAGUUGCAGAGGCAGAAGGCAGAGAUGAAAUCAAGCGACAGCUCGGCCAAGCCGGACGUUCCCAACAUCCGCAUCAAAGAGGAGCCUGUGGGUGAGGAGGAGCCCAUGGACACCUCGGCCCACGAGGGCCUCAACAACGGGCUGGUGAACGGCCUGCACCCAGCCCAGGGCUCCUUGGAGCCUGUGAAUGGCCACCUGCCCGGGGGCUGCAUCGACAGGGUCGCCCAGGAACUCAAGGCCUUUGUGUCCUCCACGUUUAAGAAACAGUUUGUACUCACCCUGAGUGAGCUUAAACGGUUAUUUAACCUUCACUUAGCCAGUCUGCCUCCAGGACAUACCUUGUUCAGUGGCAUUUCUGACAAAAUGUUACAGGACAUGGUGUUGGACACUGGCUGCAAACAGAUUUUGGUGCCUUUUCCUCCACAGACUGCUGCCUCACCAGAUGAACUAAAGGUCUAUGCACUUUGGGAAGCUGGUGACACUUACGAUCAGCAUCGCCAAGUUUUGCUUGAAAUCUUUUCGAAAAACUACCGGGUGCGCAGGAAUGUCAUCCAGACCCAGCUGAGCCAGGAGUGUGGGGAGGACCUCAACAAGCAGGAGGUGGAUAGGGUUUUAAAGGACUGCUGCGUGAGCUACGGCGGGAUGUGGUACCUCAAGGGGACGGUGCAGUCCUGACACGGGGCAGAGGCGCGGGGUGAGCGCGGCCCGCGGAGGAGCCGCGGCCGGAGCAGCGCGGCCGGGCAGGGCUGGGCUGCGCCGGGCCCGCGGCGGCCGCUGCCAGCACACCCAGAGCUUGCAUGGCCUGCGAGGCGCGGCAGCGCCGGGACGGCACCGCGGGACCCUGGCUGCAGCUUGAUUCAUCUGGGAUUUCUGAUGUAUUGCAAUUCUCCUUCUGUUUCGUUAUGGCAAAAUAAAACCACAUAGUGACACAGACAUGAUGGAAAAUCAUGGUCUAAAACUUUAUUUUGUAAGUAAUGCCAAUAAAUUAAAUUUGUUUACAAACAUCCCAGUUUUUGUUAAAUCCCUGGAUGCUCAUACUUUAGUGUGAGCAUUGUCAUAGCCCUUGCAGCCCUCUUCAUAGAGAGCAGGUAGUCGUGUUCAUGGGAAUGUCAGGCCUGGGAGGGGGGAACAAAAUCACUGUCUGUGAACUCUGUAUUACAUAGCCUUGUUCUCACCUGUUGUCUGUGAAAUGAGUUAUUUGGAGAAGUACCUACAUCUGAGACAUGGGGAACAGCUACUGGAUUUCUUCUAGUGGUGUGGGGUUGGUUUGAGGGACCUUGUGCAUUUACUGUGUGUGACAGAGCAGGUAAGUAACCGAGGGCACCCUCUGGAAGGCAUCCAGCUGUAGUUACCACACAGCAACCAUGUAAAACCUCUAUUUUGUGUAAUUUUUAAAUAAAAUUUUAUCUCAAAUAAUUCUACC
Messenger RNA from Passer domesticus (house sparrow), 3043 nucleotides. RefSeq names its product RNA polymerase III subunit E (gene POLR3E). Bases 124 to 2295 code for a protein of 723 amino acids. Gene Ontology annotation, cellular component: RNA polymerase III complex; nucleus. NCBI's taxonomy places the organism in Eukaryota, Metazoa, Chordata, Aves, Passeriformes, Passeridae. The record is from RefSeq and is a predicted model, not a curated record. The transcript has 21 exons. Gene Ontology annotation, biological process: tRNA transcription by RNA polymerase III.